Molecule: messenger RNA, 300 nt
Organism: Funneliformis geosporum
Lineage: Eukaryota; Fungi; Glomeromycota; Glomeromycetes; Glomerales; Glomeraceae
Source: the annotation of a GenBank genome assembly
AUGUCCGACUCUGAAUCAACAAUCACCCGUUCAUCCAUAAGCAUUUCCAAUGAACGAAAAAAACGUAAAAAUAAAAUGAAUGCAACAUCUUCAAAUAAUGAUAUGCCGGCAGAAAGAAGCAAUAGAAGACAUACUUCAUACUUUUUUCGCAAAGACCCCAAUAAUAAUGAUGUAGCAUAUUUUAUAAUUUGUGAACGAACCAGUAAAAAACCCUAUCCCUAUAGCCGUAGAGGCGGUUCAACUUCAAACUUAUCCUGUCAUUUACGAGAUAAGCAUGAAAUAACGAAUUUAAUUUUUUAG